GCAACAAGUCUCGCGUCCCCUUUUCUUCUGGGAACGCUUGUGGACCAGUGUUCAACGUCGUCGGCCCCCGAUCGGAGACCAGCAAAAGGUUACUCACUAUCACUCUAAGACUGCCGAAGUAAGCGCUGCCCGUCCGGGGCACGAGAGAAGCCACAACCAUGGUGAACGAGGACCCCAGUCAGGAGGAACAGGGUGACACUACGGCGCAGGAAUCCAUGGAGCCUGGCACUUCCGCGGAACCUAGCGCCUCUGUGGAGCCCAGCAUCUCCUUGGAGCCCAGGGUGUCGGUACACCCCAGUGUCUCGGUGGAGCCUACUGUGUCCAUCCACCCCAGCGUGUCUGUGCACCCCAGCGUGUCUGUCCACCCCAGCGUCUCCAUCCACCCCAGCGUGUCCGUGCACCCCAGCGUCUCUGCCCAUCCCAGUACCUUGGCCCCGCCGGGCAGCCUGGCCAACCUGAGCAGUUCGGGUCCCGUGGACCUGAGCGUGAUCAAGGUGAGCCGGCGCCGCUGGGCGGUGGUGCUGGUGUUCAGCUGCUACUCCAUGUGCAACGCCUUCCAGUGGAUCCAGUACAGCUCCAUCAGUAACAUCUUCAUGCACUUCUACGGCGUCAGCGCCUUUGCUAUCGACUGGCUGUCCAUGUGCUACAUGCUGGCCUACAUCCCGCUGCUGCUGCCCGUGGCCUGGCUGCUGGAGAAGUUCGGCCUGCGCACCAUAGCGCUCAUGGGCUCGGCCCUCAACUGCCUGGGCGCCUGGGUGAAGCUGGGCAGCCUGCAACCGCACCUCUUCCCGGUCACCAUGCUGGGCCAGGUAAUCUGCUCAGUGGCGCAAGUCUUCAUCCUGGGCAUGCCGUCACGCAUCGCUUCCGUCUGGUUCGGGGCCAACGAGGUUUCCACAGCCUGCUCCGUGGCUGUCUUUGGCAAUCAGCUUGGAAUUGCAAUCGGGUUCUUGGUCCCUCCUGUGCUUGUACCCAACAUCAAAGACCAGGACAAGCUUGCCUAUCACAUCAGCAUCAUGUUCUAUAUCAUCGGAGGCGUGGCAACACUCUUGUUCAUCCUUGUCAUCAUCGUAUUCAAGGAGAAGCCUAAACAUCCCCCGAGCAGGGCCCAGUCCCUGAGCUACGCCUUGGCAUCCCAAGAUGCUUCGUACUGGAGUUCCAUCGUCCGGCUCUUCAAAAACUUGAACUUUGUGCUGCUUGGCAUCACCUACGGUCUGAAUGCUGGUGCUUUCUAUGCCUUGUCCACACUGUUGAAUCGUAUGGUGAUUAUACACUACCCGGGGGAAGAGGUGAAUGCUGGAAGGAUCGGCCUGACCAUCGUCAUCGCAGGAAUGCUCGGGGCUAUGAUCUCAGGCAUCUGGCUGGAUCGGUCCAAAACCUACAAGGAGACAACCCUGGUAGUAUAUGUUAUGACACUGGUGGGCAUGGUGGUGUAUACGCUGACCUUGAACCUGGGACGCCUGUGGGUCGUGUUCAUCACUGCUGGCACCCUGGGCUUCUUCAUGACGGGCUAUCUGCCUCUGGGAUUUGAGUUUGCUGUGGAGCUCACGUACCCAGAGUCGGAAGGCAUGUCGUCUGGCCUCCUCAACGUGUCAGCUCAGGUGUUUGGGAUCAUCUUCACUAUCUCCCAAGGCCAGAUUAUUGACAACUUUGGAACCAUGCCUGGAAACAUCUUCCUUUGUGUAUUUCUUACCCUUGGUGCUGUCAUCACUGCAUUCAUAAGAGCGGAUCUCCGGAGGCAGAAGGCCAACAAGGAAACCCCCGAGACAAAGCUGCCGGAGGAGGGGGAGGAGAACAUGAGCAAGGUGCCCACUGCUGCAUCCGAGGAUCAUUUCUGAGCGACUCAGGGAGCCAGGGAACAGCCACCUCUUCUUUCAGUCUCCCUGCCAGCACAGAGAAGAUUUGGGAGGGAACCACUGGAAUAUUUGUGGAUUGCGUGGCAGUGCCCAUGCCUCCUGGACCCAGCUCAAAGGCCCAAAUGGUUUACUUGGGGAGGACGGCACCUUCUAUGAGCUGCAGAUUCUACUCAUACCCCACCCCUUUUUAGGUUCUGGGAGCAGGUGCUGGGGGAGGCCGGUGGGGUGGUGGGAAGCUAUUGGAGCAGAUCCUAGCUCGGUUCCUGGCCUUUCCUUUUUAGCUCCACCUCUCAAGGGGAAUGCUUGCAAAAUUAUCAUGGGAAGAAAGCUUAUUCAGGAUAUUCACUUUUCCUACUCUCUGAAGAUGUUCACAAGGAGCCUGAGUAUAAGCAGAGGCAGGCAAGCUGCUGUGCCCAGGGCCUUUUCUGCAUCCUCAGCCUGCCUAAUGCUGUGAUGUUUCCAAUUCCUCUUUCUUCAGAGUUGAUCAAACCAAAUGUCAACACAUUACACAAAAGUGUUGUGUGAGACUACCAAGGAGCAACCCAUGUGGGAGGACUAACUUCUGAGUGUGUUUAACAGCUCUGGUGGCUUGCCUUGGGAUGAGGUGGCUUUAAAAAAAAAAAAAAGUCUCUGGCCGGGGACCUCUGUGUAUUAAUCACUGUCACCUCUGAUGCUUUCACCUCAAGGCAGCCGCUGGCCCCACGGAGGGUCAUCCCAACCACUGCAACUCUCACAAGUCCAAGUUCACUUUUGAGAGCUGCGAAGGAAGUGGUGGUGGAUGUGUGACGGUAGGAACUGAGUCUGCUCAACUCACACCUUGCCUAUCUCUACUGGGGUUCCACCCUCUGUGAGAAGUCAUCUUUAUGAGAUUCUAAAACAGGUGCAGGGAGCACUUUUUUUUUUUUCCUGUCGAGGGCCAAGUGGACAUUUCUAAAAUGAUCAACUUAAAAGUUAGCCUGCUAUAGAGUUGAUGAAUUUCAAAUUCUACCUAUGGUUGCCUUGGCAGGGCCAAAUGGCUUUGUGGGCUGGACCUUCCUUAGCUCCAAGGACUCUGGAGUUUUCUCAGCCCUGACAGGCUUUCCUCAUGUGUUUCCUGCAAAUAAGACACUUUGGUGGUUCUCCUGUGCAUGGGACAGCUCUGUGCUGUUUUGCUUUGGCCACUCCCCUGGCACCAGCAAAUUGGGGUGGGCUAUGCUGGCUCAAGUGCUGGGGUGCCUGGGCCCCUGUCCCCAGCAGGGAGUCAUGUGUGUGCAUGUGUGUGUGAUGAAAGCAGUUCCUGCUAUUGGUGGAGGGAAUGUUUGGGGUAGCAAAGAGAGGUGCCUUACUUUUUAAUCAGGAGCAAAGUGUUUACUCUUGAAUCUCUGGAACUAUAUUAACAGAACGUUUACUGAAUCUAUUGCUUUAUUUUUUCUUUAAAAAAUAUAUAUAGUUUGUAUUUUCUAUUUGUACUACCAGAUGUUUUAAGGCAAUAAAGGAUUUUCAAAGUGGGUAGCCUUGUCAUUUGCGUUUCCAAGGACUG
Molecule: messenger RNA, 3372 nt
Organism: Ochotona curzoniae (black-lipped pika)
Lineage: Eukaryota; Metazoa; Chordata; Mammalia; Lagomorpha; Ochotonidae
Gene: FLVCR2
Product: FLVCR heme transporter 2
Exons: 10
Coding region: 159-1835 (558 amino acids)
Biological process (GO): heme export; transmembrane transport
Cellular component (GO): membrane
Molecular function (GO): heme transmembrane transporter activity; heme binding
Source: RefSeq, a predicted model, not a curated record